AAUCAAGUGUUGAAAUCUCCAAAAGUCAAGGAGAAAAUUUGUUGUAGAAACUAACGGGCUAAGUUAUAACUAAUUUCCAGCAAACAAUGCAAAAACUGUGUCUAAAAUGAAAAGGUGAAAUACAAACGAGCUCUUUGCUUUCUUCAAACAAUGUAAUCUCUUUGACAAUUAACACAAUGAUAUAUGAACAAGCUGUUGGGCGGGGAUUGUGGGACCUUCUCCCCUCAGGCGAGGUCUGUUGUCUCUUUCUAUAUUGUUGCCGGCGGGUUGCGAUUCUCCUAGGCUCCAAUCGAGGAAAGCCCUGAUUUAGAAAGUGCUAAUGGAACCGUGAAUCGUGUCCACCUCCUCCUCUUGCUCUACAAUGAUCGAUGGUUGAGCGGCGGCAACCGAAGAUAUGGGGGCGGUGAGCUUGUGGACGACAGAGUACAACAGGAUUCAAGUUCCAGAAAUGGCAGCUGCGCUUGUUUGCUCAAUCUUGCACCUAGUAGGAGAAGUUUUAUUACAAGUAACAAUGGGAACGGCGAGGCUGGGGGAAGAUUCUCUAAAUGAACUCGAAAGGCUUAGGAACAACCUUGCGAUCUUAAAUUGGAUCUUUCCCAAAACAAGGGUAAAGAGGACUGACAGAGCUAUCGAAUUUUGGUUAGAUGGGCUUACAGAUGCAGCUUAUGACUUGGUGGAUGUGUUGAAUGAGUGGAACGCUGCACACGGGAGGUUCAGAAUAAAAGGAGUUGGAAAAACUUCUAUUCUGAAGGCUAAGGUAGGCUCCUUCGUCACCCACUGUUUACGUACUACCCAAGUUGUUAGGCGUGAUGAUCUUGCUUUCAAAUUAAAGAAAUUCAGUGACAGGCUAGAUGAGAUUGCCACUGAUCUAAAUAAGUACCACUUAAUAUCAAUUUCUACGUCUAGCAGAUGGAUUGAGAGUACAUUUGUUGAUGUGUCACAGAUAAUUGGUCGAGAUGAAGUUAAGGGAGACAUUCUGGAUCCAGAUGGUCUAAAAUCAACAUGGAAGGUGCAUGACAUUUUGCAUGAUUUUGCACAGUUUUUGAUGAAUAAUGAUGGAAUUGUGAUUGAGGUCAAUCCAGGAGGCAAUUCAGUGAUAGAUUUGUCUUCCAGAAACGCUCGUUAUUUGACAGCAUGUAUACCAGAGGGGCAUUGUCUUCCUACUUCCAUUUAUGGUGCUGAAAAGUUGCGUAGCCUUAUGAUCAUUUCUGGAGAGAAUGCAAUAACCAAUGAGGCCGUGCGAAUAAUUUUUAAUCAAGCAAAACAGCUAAGGUUGGUGGAUUUUGGUUGCCAUAAUGCAUCAAUGGAUACAAUUCCAAAAGAAAUAGGGAAUUUGAUCCGUUUGAGGCACAUUAACUUCAGUGGAAGUAAAAUAAAAAGAUUGCCCCCAUCUUUGUGUGAGUUAUAUAAUCUUCAAUAUUUGAAUCUCGACAACUGUGAAUCUCUUGAGAAUUUGCCAGAUGAGAUAGGGAAUUUGAUCAAUUUGAGGCACAUUAUCUGUAGUGGAAGUAAAAUAAAAGGAUUGCCCCCAUCUUUGUGUAAAUUACAUAAUCUUCGAUAUUUGAAUCUCGACAACUGCAAAGCUCUUGAGAAUUUACCAGAUGAGAUAGGGGAUUUAAUCAACUUGAUACAUCUGGGGACUCUUCAUUGCUACAGUUUAGCUUGCUACCCCAAAUCAGCUAGGUAUUUAAGUAAUCUUAGGCGAUUACGUGGGAUCGUGCUCAGAGCUGAUAGAAAUGACCCUAAGGAAUUCGCUCUUGGAGACCUGGAAAACUUGAACAAACUUUGUGAACUUUCCAUGGUACUGAAAGGAAAUGCAGUAGAUGAUAGAGAGCUUAAAAGAGCCAAAUUUGAAAAAAAGAUAUAUUUAGAGGAAAUCAAGGUGGAGUGAUAAGGAAGCAUGAGGCAUGAUGACAGUCAAGUAUGAAGUUAAAGCUAGUUCCGUUGGUGAAGAGGAGCGUUGUUCUUGCAGAGAUCAGAAGCUGCUGGUUAAUGUCUAGCUGCUAGUUUGUUGAAUUGAAUAUAAUCUUGUGUGUAAUUUUAUUUUCUAAGCUAUGCCAUGCAACUUGUUAUGUGAUAAUUGUGAUCUUUAAGGGUUCUGAAUGUUAUCUUUAGAGGAGUGUGAGAAGCUCUCCAGUUGUUCAACAUGAUCAAAGGAUUGAAUACGUUGGGUAUAUAUGUAUUUGAAUGAAAGUUUCUUAGUACU
This is a messenger RNA of Rubroshorea leprosula, 2206 nucleotides long. NCBI's taxonomy places the organism in Eukaryota, Viridiplantae, Streptophyta, Magnoliopsida, Malvales, Dipterocarpaceae. The record is from the annotation of a GenBank genome assembly.